AUGGUGUUCCAACUUGUCACCGUCCUCGCUGCUCUAUCAGCUGUCACUCCUUUGGUCUCUGCUUUCGAUCCUCAAUCGAAGUCGAAUGUUGCUGUCUACUAUGGCCAAGGAACCGAUCAGCAACGUCUGAGCCAUUUCUGCGAAGAUACCUCCUUGGAUAUCAUCAACCUUGGUUUCGUCAAUAUCUUUCCUGACCAAGGCGUUGCCGGUUGGCCAGGAAGCAAUUUCGGCAAUCAGUGCGAUGGUACCUACUACACGGUUGGCAACCUAACAACGGAGCUGCUCAAAGGUUGCCACCAGCUAGUGGAAGACAUUCCUAUCUGCCAGGCUGCGGGCAAGAAAGUGUUCCUGUCUCUGGGUGGUGCUUAUCCCGCCACUCAGCAAAUCUUAUCGGAGGACUCUGCCAAUAAUUUUGCCGACUUCCUAUGGGGUGCCUUUGGUCCCAAGACCGACGAUUGGGUGUCCAACAAUGGUCCUCGCCCUUUUGGUGAUGUUGUCGUGGAUGGUUUCGACUUUGACAUUGAGCAUAAUGGCAAUUACGGUUACGCAACAAUGGUCAACCGACUGAGAUAUCACUACUCCUUACAGCAAGGUCGUACCUUCUACAUUUCGGGUGCGCCUCAAUGCUCGAUACCUGACCUGCAACUUGACAACGCGAUUGCCAACUCCCACUUCGACUUCAUUUGGGUGCAGUUCUAUAACACUCAAGGCUGCUCCGCCCGUGACUAUGUCGAAGGCACGGUAGAUGGUUUCAACUUUGACAAAUGGGUGGAUGUCAUCAAAGCAGGAGGUAACCCGGACGCUAAGCUCUAUGUCGGAUUGCCUGCCAGCUCGAGUGCCGCCGCCAGCCCUGAUUAUUACAUCACCCCCGUGGAGGCCUAUUUGCUGGUUGCCGAGUAUAUGGCGCGCUUUCCCGAUACGUUUGGUGGAAUCAUGGUUUGGGAAGCGACGUAUUCGGACGAGAAUAAAUUCGGCGACGAAUCUUUCGCCGACGUGAUGAAGCAAAUUCUCGUGGCUCUCGACCCUGCUCCUCCUCAGACAAGCACUUCUGCGAUCUCAAGCCCUCCUGCGGUGUCUACUCCUUCUGUGGUGUCUAGUGCCCCCGUGGUUUCUAACUCUGUUGGCUCGGGAUCUUCUGCCCCGUCGAGCAUUACUUCCGUUGUUUCGAGCUCAUCUGCCGUGUCCAGCAGCCAUGUGGUGUCCAGUGCUUCUGUGAUAACAAGCAGCUCUGUUGUUGCUAGCAUAGGCGUGAGCACUCCUGUGGUGUCGGUCAGUUCUGUGGUGCCUAGCUCUUCCGUGGUCUCUGCUCCACCUACAGUAUCAGGUUCUUCCGGUUCAGCCAGCUCCCCUGUGGUGCCCAACACUCCCUUGGCACCUAGCUCUUCUGUGGCUACCAGCUUCCCUGUGGUCUCCAGCUCCCCGAUCACCUCUAUGACACCCGUUAUUACCACCAAGUCUGUGCUCUCUAGCUCGCCCGUGAUUCUUAGCUCCUCUGUUGUUCUAAGCUCGUCUCCGGCUUCUAGCCCUCUUAUUGUGACAGGCCGUCCUGUCAUUUCCACCCUGCCUGACGCUUCCACGGCGAGCUCAAGCACUUUGACGGUUUCAAGUCAGCCUGACCAUGGAAGCACGGCUUCUUUGUCGAGCACAACUCACGCUGUCAGUAGUUUGUCAGACCAGGCAGGCAAGCCAACAACAGUGCCUAUUAGUGCUACAUCCACCGAUAGUGCUGCUUUUACUGUCAUUACCCCGGGUAUCACAUCUGGCCCUGUGGCCACUUCUGUAUCGCCCGCCGGAUCUGCGCUGGAACCAGCAACCACGACCACAAUCAUUGUGACCUCGUACAUUGAUAUCUGUCCCGAGGGUUUCACGACCAUCACUACAACUUACACGACCACCUACUGUCCUGUCACGGCUGCUGCCGCUGCAGCUGCCACUGCUACUGCCCCCGCCACAAUCCCUGGCGCUUCUACCACGACUGCUGAAAUUCCCGAGGGAUGGACUACGACGGUCACGGUCUGCACACACUGUGCUGCAACACCGACUACAGUUACUCUGACUCGGCCAGCUAUCACCUCUUCAUCGGAGCCGACAUCACCGACUGCGGUCUCAGGCCCCCUGUCUGGCUGGACAACCACGGUUUCUGUCUGUACCGAGUGUGGGCCGACGCCGACUACGGUGACCGUCACGGUGCCUGUAAGCACUGUGGCAGCGGCGACAGGCAUUCACCCUGGCAAUCCUGCAGGUGUCGAUGCUGUCCAUGGAGGGUCAACAGGGCUCGGUACAUCUUCGACCUCGGUGAAUGUAAUCCCUCACUUCACAUCCACUGCUCUUGUAUCCCCGAGUCAGGCACCUCUCAGCCAACCUGGAACCGCGGGAGCCGGAGAUGUUCGCCCUUCGUCGACACUUCUCAUUCAGCCCUCUACGAGUGGCCUCCCAGGAUCGGUGGUACCUAGCAGUACACAAGGAAGUGUGUCGCCAGUAUUCACUGGUGCAGCUCCUCGACUGGCUGCCUUCAAGCAUGGGGCUGGGGCUCUCGGCACCAUUGCCUUCCUUCUGCUGACUACCUUGUAA
Molecule: messenger RNA, 2571 nt
Organism: Aspergillus aculeatus ATCC 16872
Lineage: Eukaryota; Fungi; Ascomycota; Eurotiomycetes; Eurotiales; Aspergillaceae
Gene: chiA1
Product: class III chitinase ChiA1
Exons: 6
Coding region: 1-2571 (856 amino acids)
Biological process (GO): carbohydrate metabolic process
Cellular component (GO): extracellular region
Molecular function (GO): chitinase activity
Source: RefSeq, a predicted model, not a curated record